Messenger RNA from Mycetomoellerius zeteki, 1713 nucleotides. RefSeq names its product mitochondrial ribosomal protein L3 (gene mRpL3). Gene Ontology annotation, cellular component: ribosome; mitochondrial large ribosomal subunit. Lineage: Eukaryota; Metazoa; Arthropoda; Insecta; Hymenoptera; Formicidae. Gene Ontology annotation, molecular function: structural constituent of ribosome. The record is from RefSeq and is a predicted model, not a curated record. Bases 86 to 1201 code for a protein of 371 amino acids. The transcript has 7 exons. Gene Ontology annotation, biological process: translation.
AUUCUGUUUUUAGGUUAAUUUACUUGAUAGUAUAGUUAUUUGAUAUUUGUGAUUUUAGAAGAGCAAUUGUGAGAUCGCAUUAACAAUGACAUCGCUUUUAAAGACAAUUAAUGGGUUUCAACUUUUUCACAAAUGCUUGAAACAAAGUAUCAAUGUAUCUGUUCCAAAACGAGAAAAAUAUAUACCUAAACCUAGAUAUCGUCAUCCAGAGUGGCUUCCAAAACAAGAACGUGUUUUGUAUAAUGAACAGCUAACAAAAGAUAAUAAGCAGUUUCUUGAUGAAGUGGUUCAAGACAAAUAUGGUCCAUCCACUAUCGGAUUUGAAACUAAACUUUCUCCUUUGAAAAUAGAUCUAAUUGAGCCUACUAUAGAGUGGAAGCAAGGUAUGAAACGUACUGGUUUAAUUGCUAAGAAAAUAGGAGUGUAUCCAUUAUGGUUAAAAAAUGGAAAAAGGAUCAGCUCGACAUUACUUCAGGUUGUUGAUAAUGAAGUAGUAAAAUACAUGCCACCAGAGCAAUUUUUUCCAGUAAAAAGUAAAAAACCUGCAAUACAAAUAAAAAACAGACGCGGAUGUCUUGUAGUAGGAGCCGAAAAUAUAAAUCCACAAUUGAUUGCUAAAGAAUAUUACCAUAUUUUUAAUGAUACUGGAGUUAUGCCAAAACGUGUAUUAAGAAGAUUUAUAGUAUCUCCAGAAGCAGCGUUGCAACCAGGAACUCCUUUAUUUGCUACACAUUUUAAACCAGGAGAAAUUGUCGAUAUCCGCGGAAAAACGAUUGACCGUGGGUUCCAAGGUGUCAUGAAACGAUGGGGCUUUAAAGGGAUGCCUGCCAGUCAUGGCGUAACCAAAACUCACAGAAGACCUGGAAACAUCGGGUCAGGUGGCGGGAAAAGCAGAGUCAUGCCUGGCACUAAAAUGCCUGGACACAUGGGUAAUAGAUGGCGUAUCAUUAGAGGUGUUCGGAUUUUACGAAUAAAUACCAAGUAUAACGUGAUUUGGGUUCUGGGACACAAUAUACCUGGCGAAAUUAAUACUUAUUGUUAUAUAUAUGAUACAUUGCUUCCUCUGAGGCAACCUACAACAGCGCCACAUUUCCCUACGUAUUUACCAAGUAUCACAGAGGAGUCGCUUCCAGAGGAACUGUAUGCAGAUAACAUACAUUCAUUUGCAGAUCCCACAAUAGAAUUUAAAGAAGAAUCUUAAUUGUAUACAUCUGUAUGACAUUAAAUUAAAAAAUGUAUAAUUGCAGAAUCAUUUACAGAGUUUACAUGCUUUUUCCAAACAAUAGUUAUAUAGUAACUAAGAAUUAGUAUAGAGACACAUUUGACUUCCAACUUCAUGCUAAUAAAUCAAAAUAAAAUCAUCGAAUGAUGGUUGAAGUUGUAUCGAAUUUCCGUUGAAAUUUUAUUAGUUGCCUGCUCCUUACAGAAAUAUUCAUACUUAUCAAUUAUGCUAGCAAAGAGUAGUCAAUUGAUUCAUUUAUUUAGUAAUCAAUAUCAUUAUAAAUUUAACAUGCCUAAAAUAUACACGAAUUAUUUUAUAAAAGUAAUAUCGCUAACCAAGACUCGUCCUGAGUUAGAGUGGAGAGCAGCAUGAUCAAGCACGAUAGAUCCUUUUUUUCCAUUAACUUAACAUCUUAUUGUGAAGUUAUUCGACUUCUAGAAUAAUUUACUCACAUACGUUAUGUAAUUAGCUGCGCUCAGCUAAAGACUGCU